Messenger RNA from Epinephelus moara (kelp grouper), 1692 nucleotides. RefSeq lists its product as uncharacterized. NCBI's taxonomy places the organism in Eukaryota, Metazoa, Chordata, Actinopteri, Perciformes, Serranidae. The record is from RefSeq and is a predicted model, not a curated record. Bases 119 to 1225 code for a protein of 368 amino acids. The transcript is spliced from 5 exons.
CACACACACACACACACACACACUCCAUCUGUCACGAGGUCAUGAGUCACACUCAAUCCGCUCAGUUUCACUUCAGGUUUCACUCCGACACACUCCAACCGUUCAGGUGACGUGAAAAAUGCAGAAUCAGAACACAAAGCAGAAAACUGUCAUCCCGACAGUCCGAUACCACCCGAGCAUCCAGACACCCGGAGACAAACCCAGAACCAGUCCGGCCCAGAAGACCAGAGCAGCAGCUGUCUGCUGCUCUCAGACUGGGAUCCCUCAGAAGGGGGUCCCUCAGACUAGAAGCCCUCAGGUUGAUCUAGGUCCUGGUGUGAGACUGCCACCUGCUGGCGGACAGAGACAGAGUGCUCAGAAAGCCAUAAGGAAGCUGGUUCAGAGAGAUGCUGCAGAUCUGGACCCGGAGGGAGGCCCUCUCAGACCGGAGCAGGUCCCUCUGGGUCUGGAGGUCCAGUUGGACAGGGGUGUUGUGGAGGAAGUGGAGGUUCUGACUCGUGGACAGAGUUCCAACCAGGACUGGUUCGCCUGGAGGAAGAACCGGAUCACAGCCUCCGUGGCUCAUCGCAUUGCUCACUGUCGCUUCAGCAACGGCAAGAGCCCAACCCCACCCACCUCAUACCUGACUGCUAUCACAGGUGAGGGGCGGAGCAUCCAGACCAGAGCCAUGUCCUGGGGGGUCCAGAUGGAGGCUGAGGUGGUCCGCAGGUAUCAGAAGAUGAAGAGCGCUGCUAUGGCGCGGCCCGUCUCAGUGCGGGACUGUGGCUUGUUCAUUGACGCUCGGCGGCCUUGGUUGGCUGCGAGUCCUGACGGCAUUGUGACGGACAACCGGACGGGCCAAUGGCUGCUCUGCCUGGAGGUGAAGUGUCCCUACAAACACAGACACAGACGGGUGGAGGACGCCUGCAGGAACGACCCUGCUUUCUGUCUGGAGAUACAGGACGAGGACGGACGGGAGCCCAAAGAGUCCCCGGUCUACCGCCUGAAGACGUCUCACAGUUACUUCACACAGAUUCAGUGUCAGCUGGCGGUGACGGGCCUGCGGCGGGCAGACCUCGCUGUCUUCACCCUGAAGGAGCUGGCCGUCGUCCCGGUGACCUUUGACCCCGACCUGUGGGAAGAGAUGGUGUCCAAACUGGAGGUGUUUUACAGGGAUGCCGUCCUGCCUCACCUGAGAGAGAAGACAGGGCGGGACACAGCAGCUGCCCGGAUGCCUGAGCUGUAGAGACAUCCUGUGACUGUGGCGUCCCCAGCUGCUCUGUACUGUGCGUUCUCUAGCGCCACAUAGCGGGCACAGGAAGUGGUACACAGUACUUCACGCAGGAAUGCCGUGCAUGCAGUGUCAGACUGUCACAAUAACGCACCGCUGCUUCAACCAGCAUCCCGCUGGACCAGGACCUGGUUUGUGAGCUCCUCCGAAGGAGUCAUGUGAUCUGCGGAAACCAUGUGACCCUCACAGCCAGAAUUUAACACUUCUCACUGUUCGAGACGUUUGUGUUGAAGGUCGUUUGUUCUCAAGAAUUCAUAUUAUUAUGGGAUGUAUUCUGGGGGUUAUUUGAUGACAUUAAGUCACAGUCUGUUAACCCUCCUGGUCUUUGCAGUAAAUUAAAAUCCUCCGAGCUUCUGUUACAAACUCAGUGUGUUUCUGACAUCACGUCUGACGAGGUGUCAAUAAAGUUUUAAUACAAUUUA